Cherax quadricarinatus is the source of this 3573-nucleotide messenger RNA. The record is from RefSeq and is a predicted model, not a curated record. Lineage: Eukaryota; Metazoa; Arthropoda; Malacostraca; Decapoda; Parastacidae.
CACUUCACUCGUCAGGGGCGUGGCGGCCAUCUUUGUUGUUGACAGUCUCUUGCUCGACCUCCAGCCGUGAGGGUUUAGCGCACGCUGGUACCCACCACACUGAUAUCUGGAAUACGCUGACUGCUGGAAGCGACCACACUGACAGCUGGAAGCCACCACACUGACAGCUGGAAGCCACUACACUGACAGCUGGAAGCCACCACACUGACAGCUGGAAGCCACUACACUGACAGCUGGAAGUCACCACACUGACAGCUGGAAGCCACUACACUGACAGCUGGAAGCCACCACUGACAGCUGGAAGCCACCACACUGACAGCUGGAAGCCACCACACUGACAGCUGGAAGCCACCACACUGACAGCUGGAAGCCACCACACUGACAGCUGGAAGCCACGACUGACAGCUGGAAGCCACCACACUGACACCUGGAAGCCACCACACUGACAGCUGGAAGCCACCACACUGACAGCUGGAAGCCACCACACUGACAUCUGGAAGCCACCACACUGACAUCUGGAAGCCACCACACUGACAGCUGGAAGCCACCACACUGACAGCUGGAAGCCACCACACUGACAUCUGGAAGCCACCACACUGACAUCUGGAAGCCACCACACUGACAGCUGGAAGCCACCACACUGACAGCUGGAAGUCACUAUGACAGCUGGAAGCCACCACACUGACAGCUCGAAGCCACUGCACUGACAGCUCGAAGCUACCGCACUGGCAGUUGGAACAGACUACACUGACAGCUGGAAGCCACCACACUGACAGCUGGAAGUCACUGCUCUAACAGCUGGAAGAGACUACCCUAACAGCUGGAAACCACUACACUGACAGCUGGGAGUCACCCCACUGACAGCUGGAAGCCACUUCACUGACAGCAGGAAGCCACUUCACUGACAGCUGGAAGCCACCACACUGGCAGCUGGAAGUCACUACACUGACAGCUAGAAGCCACUUCACUGACAGCCGGAAGCCACUUCACUGACAGCUGGAUGCUACCACGCUUAAAUCUAAAAGCCACCACACUGACAUCUGGAAGCCACGACAAUGACAGCUGAAUCCUACAACACUGAUAGCUGGAAGUCGUGACAGACAGCUGCAAGCCACAACACUGACAGCUACAACCACCACACUGGCAGCUUCAAGCAUCACUGACAACUGCAUGCCACGACACUGACAGCUGGAAGCCACGACAAUGCCAGCAGAAACCCAAGACAUUGACAGCUGGAAGUCAUGACACUGACAGCUGGAAGCUACAGCAAUGACAGUUGCAUGUUACAACAAUGAUAACUGAAACCUUUGAUAUUGAAUGCUUAAAGACACAGAUCUGACAGCUGGAAGCCUCCACAUUGACAGCUGGAAGCCAUUGCACUGACAUCUGGAGGCCACCACACUGACAGUUGGAAGUCGCUACACUGACAGCUGGAGGCCACCACACUGACAACUGGAAGCCACCACACUGACAGCUGGAGGCCACCACACUGACAGCUGGAGGCCACCAUGCUGACAGCUGGAAGCCUCCACACUGACAGCUGGACGCCACCAUGCUGACAGCUGGAAGCCUCCACACUGACAGCUGGAAGCCACCACACUUACAGCUGGAGGCCACCACACUGACAGCUGGAGGCCACAACACUGACAGCUGGAAGCCUCCACACUGACAGCUGGAAGCCACCACACUGACAGCUGGAAGCCACCACACUGACAGCUGGAAGCCACCACUGAGAACUGGAAGCCACACUGACAGCUGGAAGCCACCAUGCUGACAGCUGGAAGCCUCCACACUGACAGCUGGAAGCCACACUGACAGCUGGAGGCCACCACACUGACAGCUGGAAGCCUCCACACUGACAUAUGGAAGCCACUACACCAACAGCUGGAAGCCUCCACACUGACAACUGGAAGCCACCAAACUGACAGCUGGAGGCCACCACACUGACAGGUGGAAGCCACCACACUGACAGCUGGAAGCCACCACACCAACAGCAGGAAGCUACUACUAACAGCUGCUGUCAGUGUUCACCUAGUAGUAAAUAGGUCUGCAGUGUCACCAGCCUUGAAGGGGGCCACGUUAGUGUACAGCAGUAUUCCAACCUAGAGAGCACAAGCGAUUUGAAGAGAAUCAUCAUGAGGCAUGGAAUAAUAUACCUACCCAAACCCUCAAGAAUUUGUGUGAGCAUCUUCCUACACAGCUGAGGGAUGUGAUUAAGCAUAAAGGACACAGCACUAAGUAUUAAAACCUCAGUAAACUCCAUCACACCAUGGAUCUCCACUCUGAGGAGAAGCGUUUUCAAUGUUCUUUGUGUCCGAAAGACUUUUCCAAGAAAUCGGCUCUGGUUGGACACGUGAAAGCUCAUGCAGGGGACACUCCAUACCAGUGUUCAGUGUGUUUGAAAGACUUUCAAGAUAAAGCACAUCUGGUUGAACACAUGAGAGUUCACACUGGAGAGAAGCCAUACGCGUGUUCCGAGUGUCUGAAAGCCUUUUCCCACAAGUCAACUCUAGUGCAGCACAUGAGAGCUCACAGAGGGGAGAAGCCAUUUCCGUGUUCGAUUUGUCUCAAAUAUUUUUCCAAAAAGGCGGUGUUGAUAAGCCAUAUGAAACUACAUUCAGGCGAGAAGCCUUACCAGUGUUCGGUAUGUCUGAAAGAAUUCCCAGAAAAGUCACCAUUAGUUGAACACAUGAGAGUUCACACGGGAGAGAAACCAUACCAGUGUUCAGAGUGCCAGAGAGCUUUCUCCAAGAAAUCCGUUUUGGUCAUACACAUGAGAGUUCAUACGGGAGAAAAGCCGUAUCAGUGUUCAGAGUGCCAGAGAGCUUUCUCAAAAAAAUCUGUUUUAGUUUCACAUAUGAGGAUUCAUACUGGAGAGAGACCAUACCCCUGUACAGUGUGUUUGAAAGCCUUUUCACAAAAGUCGAUUCUCGUACAGCACAUGAAGGUUCACACGGGAGUAAAGCCAUAUCGGUGCACAAUAUGUCUGAAAGAAUUCUCACUAAAAUUAACUCUUGUAAGCCAUAUGAAAUUCCAUUUAGGAGAGAUACCAUACCAGUGUUCAGAGUGUCUGAAGGUCUUUUCCCACAAAUCGAGUCUGAUGAGACACAUGAGGGUUUAUCACAGAGGAGAGAAACCGUUUCAUUGUCCGGAGUGCCUCAAAGAUUUCUCCCGAAAAUCAGUCCUAAUCAAUCACAUGAAGGCCCACUCAGGGAGCAAAGUGUAUCACUGUUCAGAUUGUUUCAAGGAAUUUGCCAGGAAAUCUGCACUAUUAAGACACGUGAGAGACCAUACUGAAGAAAAACCGAGUGUCUUGACUAUCUGAGGCUUCUUAUAUGAACAUUAUUUAAUGAUGCAUAUUGAAAUUUCUGUUGGAAAGAAUCAAUGUAUAUAAAUAAUUUAUUAUAGAGUAUACCUUUUAUACAAUAGACUUAUAUAAUGUAGCUGUGUUAUAUUUGUUAUUGGUUUUUAGAUAUAAUUGCUCCAUGGCCUAGUCUCAGACUAGGUUUUCUAAAUUAGAAAUAAAAAAUUGGAAGAAUAAGGUUUAUUAAAAAAUAUACAGGAAAAGUUUCA